This is a messenger RNA of Styela clava, 2734 nucleotides long. Its product is annotated as tubulointerstitial nephritis antigen-like. Gene Ontology annotation, biological process: proteolysis. The record is from RefSeq and is a predicted model, not a curated record. Gene Ontology annotation, molecular function: cysteine-type peptidase activity. NCBI's taxonomy places the organism in Eukaryota, Metazoa, Chordata, Ascidiacea, Stolidobranchia, Styelidae.
CCCCAAAAUUCUUUUUACCUUGCUUCCACAAACUUUUGUCGAAAUUGCAUUGAUGAUUGCUAGAUAAAUAAAAUAUUGAGAUAAAAAGGGUAGGACUUCGUCUUUUGAUAGAAAAUCAUAUUAGAUUAUAACAAUGUUGUAUUGCUUGUUUGCUGUCUAACGUAUUGUAUUUGCGAUUUAAUAUAACUAGCAUGAAAUACGUACUUUGUUCAAGUUUGGAUAUUGUUUUAAAUUAAAAAAAUUGUGGGAUUGGCAAGCAAAGUCGAAAUUAUUGGCACCUUUGUGCCCAAAUUUUCUACAUUACGCAAUAUCCACAAUGAACUUUUAUUUGGUGAGAAUUCAGAAAUAAUCAUGUUCUGAUGAAUUAAUAAAUUUACAUUUGAAUUCAAGACAUGAAACGUAGGAGACUUUAUUUGAAAUGCAUCUGCAUUAUUUCUAUAUUAAACUGUUACGUUAAUUCUGUGGAUACAAUACAACAAAGUAAUGAAGAAUAUUUUGUUGAAAAAUCUUCUGACUUCCAAAGUCAAUUUCAAAGCGACAGAAUCCACAUACGGACAAAACGUCAAUUCACCACUAAGGGAGUGUUUUUGAGUUUGGUAGGGCCAAGACCGGUUCGACCUUAUUGCGCCGGAAGAUAUGAUAAAACGGGUCGAAGUCAACGUUGCUGUUCUGGGCGAGACGAUGCGUGCAGAGUACCGUUCUACGACACAGCAUGCUACUGUGAUGAAUUCUGUUAUCGUAACAGGGCAGAGGAUUGUUGUCCAGACUAUGUGAACUAUUGCUUCUCGGUAGGAUUUGAAACAUCGACCAAAUCGACAACGACAAGUACUACGAGUUCUACCUCAACUGCCACACAAAUAACCUCACAUACAAAACCUCCGACCGAAAAAACCUCAACUGCAGAAUCGACAGAAACUCUUCAUACUAUCCCCAUGACAACAUUGUCCACCACAACAGAGCAUGACUUAUCUCAAGAAGUCUGCUACAACAAGGGAGCAGGUUACCGACUUGAUGACAAAAUUAAGCUCAACUGCAAUGAAUGUAUUUGUCAAAGAAUCAUCAAUGGAUAUUACAAGUUUGCAUGUGAAGAGAAUACGUGUCUUAUUCAACCAAAUCUUAUUGAAGUGAUUAAUGGAGGCGAGUAUGGAUGGACUGCCGGUAAUUAUUCAUUUUUCUGGGGUGAGACACUAGACAACGGCAUCCGGUAUAGACUGGGAACAAAGAGAGCACCUGAGGUGGUAAGAAAUAUGACCGGUAUCAAAAUUCACGUCAGCGAAGAAUUGCCAAAAGAAUUUGACGCAAGAUUACGGUGGCCCUCGUACAUACUGCCACCACGUGACCAAGGGAAUUGUGGGAGCUCCUGGGCAUUUUCCACAACAAGUGUGGCAUCAGAUCGUCUAGCAAUUCAAUCAAAUGGAUUACUCAAACCAGAUUUAUCUCCUCAACAUUUACUCUCAUGUCGUCAUAAAAUGAAAAAGAAAAAAAGACAGAACUGCAGAAAAGAAAGAGUCGACAGAGCUUGGUGGUUCCUACGUAGGAAAGGGGCUGUUUCAUCGGAAUGUUACCCAUUUACUGCAAAGCGACGAGGAAAAGUUCGAAAAUGUCGAUUUCCAAGUCGAAGAGGAAAAUGCCCGUCUAAAAAGGGAACCAAUAAAGUUUAUAAAAUGGGGCCUUCUUACAAAAUCAACAAUAAUGUACUUGAUAUUAUGAAAGAAAUAAAAGAUAAUGGACCAGUGCAAGCAACUAUGAAAAUAACGCAAGAUAUUUUCAUGUACAAAUCUGGCAUCUACAAUUCUCUCCCAUUCCCAAUAGAAGACAUUUCCAAUUCUAAUAAGAGAAGUUAUCACUCAGUUAAAAUUGUCGGAUGGGGCGAAGAGAGGAACGGGCUUGGAAGUUUAAUGAAAUAUUGGAUUGUACAAAAUUCCUGGGGCAGACACUGGGGCGAAAAAGGAUAUUUCCGAAUAAAUAAAGGUUCGAAUACGAAUGAAAUAGAAAGUAUGAUAAUUGCUGUUUGGCCGAAAGUCGAUGAAGAAAUGAUGACAUGACUUUGAAACCAAGAGAAGAUCUUUGCAAUGAUAGUUACAAUUGUACUCCCGCUCAUGUUAUCAUAAAUAAUAUCCUUAGAUAGACGUCAUAUAAUAGGUUUUCAGAAUGGUGCUUUGCUGCCACCGCGCGGAAGAUCAAAAGUAACACAAUGUUGGACCAAAGUCUCACUGUUACCUGAAUAUCUGUUUUAAUUCAACAAAAACUCGCGCCGAAUGGGAGGUCUUAAAUAUAUUUUUGAAGUCCGGAAAAUACUUGAAAUAAAAAUCAAAAAACCAUAAUAUAUCUCAUAAACUAAUUUGUCCAUUAGUUAAAACUAGUUAUCAUUUGCAUACCUAUAAAUAUCUUAACUGAUGUGUAAUGUCUGAUUUUACUAGUAUCCUAUUUAGUUUGGCUAAUGAUAAAGUAGAAUUUAAUAGACUAAUGUUUCAAUUCCCAAUGCAUGGUUACCUAGAUUAGUUAUAAAGAGAAUCUUGUAUGUCCAUACCUCGUUAGUUUCUACCUCUUUUUUACAUUGCGUCCACCUUUAUAUUUCAUUCGUCAGCAAGUGGUAAUCGCAGUUUCACUAUUUCAGCAUAAAAACGCAAUGUUUUAGAAGACUCCUCUGUUCUUUUACAUGUUUUUUGUAUUUUACUUUUUUUUGUUUAAUGACGUAUACAAGACGUCGUAGUCAACGCUCGCCUCAAUUUGU